AAAAUCCAUUUUACACAAAACCCUGCUUCAUUUCUUUUGCAUUUCAUUCGAAAACGCCGUCAGCGUAAAGAUGAAGGUUGUUGCUGCCUAUUUGCUUGCUGUUCUUGGUGGCGACAACACCCCCUCCGCCAAAACCAUCAAGGACAUCCUCGGAUCCGUUGGAGCAGACGCAGAAGAUAAUAGGAUUGAGUCGUUUUUGUCUGAAAUUAAGGGCAAAGAUAUAGCUGAGGUUAUUGCUUCUGGUAGGGAAAAGUUGGCAUCAGUUCCUUCUGGUGGUGGUGGUGUCGCUGUUGCUGCUGCACCUGCGAGUGGUGGUGCUGCUCCUGCAGCUGCUGAGGCAAAGAAAGAGGAGAAGGUAGAGGAGAAAGAAGAAUCUGAUGACGAUAUGGGUUUCAGUCUUUUUGAUUAAGUCUACAGAUGCUGAGUUUGUCGAAGUUUUGUUUGAUAGAUAAUGGAGUGUGAUUUCAUUUCAAUGAUUAAAAACUAAGUUGGAUGGAUUCAGUUUGGUAUUUUAGUUUCUUAAUGUUAAUGUUAUAUUUUGGUUAUGACAGAGUAGUUUAUUUCUUGUCUUACUUUUUCACCAGACAUUUUGUUUCUUAUUUGAAGUGCUAAAGCAAUAGAAAUUGAUAGAUCCAUCUAA
This is a messenger RNA of Medicago truncatula (barrel medic), 640 nucleotides long. RefSeq names its product 60S acidic ribosomal protein P2-4. Gene Ontology annotation, biological process: cytoplasmic translational elongation. The coding region runs from base 71 to 409 and encodes 112 amino acids. The record is from RefSeq and is a predicted model, not a curated record. The transcript has 3 exons. Gene Ontology annotation, molecular function: structural constituent of ribosome. NCBI's taxonomy places the organism in Eukaryota, Viridiplantae, Streptophyta, Magnoliopsida, Fabales, Fabaceae. Gene Ontology annotation, cellular component: ribosome; cytosolic large ribosomal subunit.